Molecule: messenger RNA, 583 nt
Organism: Phasianus colchicus (ring-necked pheasant)
Lineage: Eukaryota; Metazoa; Chordata; Aves; Galliformes; Phasianidae
Source: RefSeq, a predicted model, not a curated record
UCCAGGCACCUACACACUGCCCAGGCUGAUGGGCCCCAAUACGGCCUACACGUUGGCCAGCCCCUGCUACUCCAUGAGGGGAAGGAGCCAGCGCGGCCGCUUUGACGAAGACCUCGCCAAGACUCCGGGUCCUGCGGCGUUGCCCAAAGUAGCUGUGGAUGCCUACAAGACCAGGGCGCCCGCGUACACCAUGGCGGCCCGACCAAAACCCGCAGAGGGCAAAGCAGCAAAGCCCGGGCCGGCAGACUACAGCGUAGGCCGGGUAAGGCAGCUAGCUGCUCAGCUCUUCCCCUCUGUUUCACAAGCACAGCCUUCACGCCUCUCCCCCUUCCCCGAGGCUUCCUCCGGCCAAAGAGCUUCUGGCCGCAGGGACCAAGUGCCGGACAGCAGGCCUGCUCCCUGCCCUCGUGCCACCUCCGAGCAGAGGAAGGGACAGACAGCACAGCAUGCAGCUUUUCCUCCCUCUGCUCCCUUUCCCUUCACGGGGCGUGCUGGUCCUUCACAAGCUCUUCUGGGGGACGCAGCACAGAAGGGCUCCAAGCAGCACGCCCCCAGGGUAGGAGAGUUAGCUGCGAGGUCCCAG